CAGCUUCCCUCCGGAAGUACAGUUAAUUUUUAUUCACAGGGAAAAAAACAGCUGCUGUUGGAAAAGAAAACAUCAAAAAUGCCGGCCCCAAAGAGAGGAUCAGCUCCUCAUGAUCCUCAGCCCAAGAUAAGGAAGUUGGAUGACGAUGGAGAAGCGCUGCCAUCCAAAACUGCACCAGCUACCAAUAAUCAGUCCCCCAAAACAGGAAAUAUGCGAGAAAAGACAGCAGCCCCACGGACUAAGAAAAAACUAUCGGUAGAAGGGGUACAUAAACCGGCCAAGUCAUCCAGUUCUCCUCCAAAAGAUUCCAGCAAAACCAUUUCUGACCCUCCUGUCAAAAAAGCCAAGCUCCUAAAAGCCACAAGUGCCUCCUGUGGAGAAGCUCCCUCACAGAGAGCGAACUCCAAAGCUUCCCUGAAGCGAACAGCCUCCACAGAGUCUGAUGACGAGUUAAGUAGUGACGGCAGUAAGGUUGACUUCUUCAGAGAGAGGGAUGAUGAAGACAAGGCGCGCUGUGUGAGAAAAUAUUCUAAUCGAGUCAAAGCCAAACGUAAAGCUGAGGAGUCGACUUCUGACCCACAGGAGAGUUUACUAGCUGCACCUGUGGACCCCGUACAGAUGGACCACAAUUACGGUCGAUUCUCAGAUUCAGCAUCUGUUCAAAGCGUGGAUGAUGCUACUCGGACUGAGCAAAAAGAAUCUGCGGCAUCUGUCAUUGAACAAGAGAGACGAGAAAUUUCAGACAUCGCACCACAAGAGGUGUCACAGGAAACCUCAGCGUCUUUAACAGGGAGCACUAAUGUUAGCAUCAAAUGUGAGUCUGCAGCUGAAGAAAGUAAACGUGAGGAAUUACAAAAGUUAGACAGCCAAAAGCUCAAAGACAACGAAACACCAGCGUCAUCUAGACAAACGUUAGACUUUGUCACUGCAGCAGCUCCAGAACUCUCUGCCACAUCUGAGGAAAAUGAAAAGAAGGAUAAAGCAGAGUCCAUUAAAACCCAAAAGGAUGUAGAUAACGAAGCACAAGUAGAAACACUUUGUUCUGUUGCUGGAGAGGUGAGUCCAAGCUGUGAAGGUGAAGAACAGGCAGAUGGAAAAACAGACUCGGCAUGCAGAUCAGAAAAUCAGACAGACCUGAGCACUCACAGUAAAAAAAAUGAGUCUACAGAGUUUGUGUCUGAAGAUGAUAAGCAGAAUACAAGAGUCUGUGCCACCCAUAGUGAUGUUAUACUGCAUGAAGCGCCGUCAGAGGAAACAAACUCAGCACCAGAACAGUUCCUGGUAGAAGGUAGUAAUCCAGAAAGUCAGACUUGUGAAAAUCUAACAGAUUCUGUUGGCAGUUCAGAGACUCAAACAGACCUCAGUGUCAAAAUUCAAGUGACUUUCAAAGAGGAAUCCAGAUCUGUACACAAGCAGGACCAGGUUCCAGAUACAGUCACCAGCUCGUGUGAUAAUGCCAACAAAACCGUUAGAAAGCCAGAAGAAAAGCUUGAGGAAAGUGACAGAAAAAGAGUUUGUCCCGGAGCCUUGGUCGAGUUACAACUGAGCUCUGGCUCUCUGAUGACCGACAGGUGUACAGAAACACUCACACCCGAUUGUGAGGCUGUUCAUGAGCAAAAUCAAGGCGAGGUCCUUUCUGCAUGUGUCGCACUUCCAGAGGGUCAAGUAGCACCGAUAGUGGAAAUACACAAUCAGGAGAACCACAAACUUUAUACCAACACGGCAGAAAUAACUGCCGAAUCUGAAAAUGAUUCAAGCACAGAAAAAGAAAAGGACAGCGAGUGUGCCAACAUGGACAUACAGGCUUCAGUGACAUCUGAGGAGAUUUCAGAUCCAACUGUUACAGUGGAAAGACAACACCAGAAAGGAGAGGAUGUUAGCAAACCUGCCACAAACACAUCUACUAACUUUCACGAGGAUCACGUGGAUGAACGUUGUGAAAUGGUGGAAAACACUGUGAACUUGGAAUGUGGUGGUGGAGCUGAGAGUCAAAACACAAUAGAAACACGGACUACAGCGACACCAGACAUUUCUAAUCCAGGACCUACUUCAGAAGAGCAAAAGCAGGACAACCAGGAAGUCAGUGAACCUACCACACUAGUCAUAUCUACAGAGAUGCAUGAUCAUGUGACAGCUGAUACAUCUGAAAACAUGGAAGCCUUUAAGUUUGUUAGUAGACCCGAGAGCAAAAUGGAAAUGCACACUGCAACAGCUUUGGAAUUUUCUCAUCCAACAGCUAACGUGAGAGAAGAAAUCAGUGAACUCACCAUGGAGGUACCUGCUCAGGAAGUUCAGGAGAGCAGUGAAGAUGCUGAACGUGCUGCUGCUGCUGCUGCUGCUGCUGCUGCUGCUGCUGCGGAGAAACAAAUAGACGUUAAUGUGCAGACUCCAGCCACGUCAGAGGACGUCUGUAGCAGUGCACCAGUUCUGGAAACACAUGGACAGACGAGUCAGGUGGUCAGUGAACCUACCACACUAGUCAUAUCUACUGAGAUUCAUGAUCAUGUGACAGCUGAUACAUCUGAAAACAUGGAAGCCUUUAAGUUUGUUAGUAGACCCGAGAGCAAAAUGGAAAUGCACACUGCGACAGCUUUGGAAUUUUCUCAUCCAACAGCUAAAGUGAGAGAAGAAAUCAGUGAACUCACCAUGGAGGUACCUGCUCAGGAAGUUCAGGAGAGCAGUGAAGAUGCUGCUGCGGAGAAACAAAUAGACGUUAAUGUGCAGACUCCAGCCACAUCAGAGGAUGUCUGUAGCAGUGCACCGGUUCUGGAAACACAUGGACAGACGAGUCAGGUGGUCAGUGAACCUACCACAGGUGUAUCGAGGGAAUUUUAUGAGGAUCAUGAGGUUGAAAAGUUCAAGACUGUUGAAAGUGACAACAAGGUGAACUUGGAAUCUGUGACUGUUGAAGUGGAGAAGCAGAGAGCAUCGACGGUGGAGGUUUCCCCUUCUGUGGAGAUGCUAAAAAAGCAAACAGAAGUGAUGAUAGCUCCACCAUCAGCACCUGCCGUGGAAAUACAAAAUACUGACGGCAUAUCUAAAGAGGUUGGCAAAGACCUAAUGAUUGAAAGCUGUCAAAAUGUGAAGAAUGAGGACAAGAUGCAUGUCGAAUGUGCUACUGUACAAGAAAAUCAAAUCAAAAUGGAACUGCAGGUUACAUCAACGUCAGAGAUUUCUACAGCGGCGCCUUCAGUGGAAAUCAAAAGUGAGAAAAGCCAAAAUGAAGUGGAUAUGGAGGCAGCAUCGACAUCAGCGGAGGUUCCUAGUGUGGUAUCUGCAGUGGAAAUGCAAAACCAGGAGGAACAGGAUGUCAGAAAACAUGCUACAGACACACAUACACAAUCUGUAACUGUAGCAGAGAGUCUAAAGACAAUAGAGACGUCUAUCCAGAACAGUCAAGAAGUCAUCUCUGACAUAUCAGAUGAAGGACUAAGGAUUCCCACAACCGACUGUAAAGAAAUUAACAAUGUUGUGUUCACAGAAUGUGUCAGUGAAGCUGAGAGUCCUGCGAAAAUGGAAACACAGACAGAGGAGAUAACAAAGCCAGCAACUACAAUAGAAGCAGAAAACCGGGAGGGAGGUCAGGAGGUCAGAGAAGUCAGCGCAGACCCUGAAGUACAAAAAGAUUUCAUCAAUGCUGAGGGUGAAGAUGACAAGGUUCGCGCUGGAUGUGCAAGCGCUGCAGAGAAUCAAUCAGACAUGGACGUGCAGACAACAGUGACACCAGGGGAGAUUUCUGAUCUGAAGUCUGGAGGGGAAAUACAAAACCGGAGAAGCCAGGAGGUCAGCAAAGUCAAUAAUGUUGGAAGAGAUUUAAUUGGCUCAAGUUGUGAGAGUGUGCAAAAUGAAGACGGGGCUGCUUCUGAAUGCGUUAACGUUUCUGAGAUUCAAAGUAAUGUGGAAACUACUGCAGCGCCGGAGGAGAGCUCUAAUCCAGCAGCUGUAGCAGAACGGCAAAACCACGUAACAGGAGAAAUCAGCAAACACACCGUGGUCCCAGCAAAUGAAAUUCAGAAAUGUUCGCCAAAUGCUGAUUUGGAGAAUGAAGCCAGUGACAGACGGACGGAGCCUGAUGCUGAGGAUGAACAAGUGCAUAUGGAUGCAAUAAGUGGAUCAAUAGAAAGGGCAGAUUCUGCAUUAGAAGAGGAGACGGCGAGGCAAGUGAUUAAUGAGGUCAAGGCUGACAAAUCCGUCAGGAAUAUUGAAGAAGGAGCUGAAAGCAAUGAAGUAAUCGUUUUUGUUUGCGGCCAACCAGACGACAGUGAUAUUGUAAUUCAGACAGCAGAAGAGCAGAUUAAGACGGUUAAUCAGUCAGUGGCUGAGCUUCAUGAAAACCAGAUAGUGUAUGAGCCCAUUAGUAGUCCAGAGAGUAACGAUGGAAGAGAGAUUUGUGCCGCAGCAGCAGCAGAGAGGCAUGAUGGCAUUUCUAUACUGGACAUACAGAACUCGGAGUCCCAGCAGGUAGAAGAGAAUGCAUCAAACUUUUCUCAAAAUGCAGAUGAUGGAGCAAGUGUCGACCCACAGCUGGACAACGAGGGAGAAAUUUGUGUCACAGGCAGCCAAGAAGUAGUCGAAAUGGAAGUAGAAACUGCGAGCGUGCCAGAGAGUUCUGUUCCUGCACAGUUGGAGCAGAAUAACGCGGCUGUGGAUGUGAAACAAGUCGCAGUGAUCAGCUCCAGCGAUGACGUCAGCGCGCCAGAUGGUCGGUCAGAAGAUGUCGCCGAAAAAAGUGAGAGGAACGGCUUUCCAGAGUGCGUCAGUGCCACGGAGUUUUCUGAACAGGUGCAGGAGGGUGCCGGAGUUCAGGAGGUUGCAGAUGUCAGGGUGACGACGACUACAGCCGCUGCUGAAGCCGAGAUGCCAGAUAGUGCAUCUGAAGAGUAUGUGAUCUUAGAGCCGGUCCCAGAGAGCGAAAUUCACUUUGAUAUCGUCACUCAAGCUGCAGCCGAGUCGGGUCUGUCGGCCUCGCUGUCAGAGGAGGUCAGUCCAGACAGUGCGCUGGUGGGUGAAGUGGAAUAUCAGAAGAUUUUAAUUGGUUCCCAAGAAAUUGUAUCUGGGGAGGCAGAAGUGCAGCCAUGUGAAACAAGUGAUGGGGUCACAGAUGCUGCAGUGACCAGUUCAGGUGAGGUAUCACAGCUGGAGACGGGCUCAAACGUUUCACCUUUAGAGGGAGAGUUUCAGAAUAUUGAAAAUUCUAAUCAGCAAACAUCAUCUGGCAUUAUGGAUGUUAAUACCUCAGAGGUGGAGGUGACUAACUCUCAUGUUCAAGACACAAAUGAAGCCAGUGAUGAAGUGGUGAUGGAGAAUGCUGAGAGUCCUUUUCACCUACAAGAAGUGCAGAUUCUGGAGGACAUAGAGAUCGGCCGUGAGAUUGUAGUGGCAGAGGAGGAGAAUGAGGAAGACGGUGACAUUACAAUCAUAGAGAAACCACAGCAAACACCUGAGGCAGGCCCUCCGCAGAAGUCCGAGGAAAAGGUGAAUAAGAAAAUGAAAGAUGGCAGUAGUGGGGCCAGCGUGAAACAGAACAGCACAGGUGAAAAGACUGAAGAGGAAAAAAAGGGACAGGAGGUGGAAAAACCCAAGAAACAAGAAAUGAAUACGCAGGCGAGAACCAAAGCUCGUCUAGCAGCUCUGGCUGAGCAGAAGGCUGCAGCGUCUAAGAGAACAGCAAACAGGCAGCAGCUGAACCUCUUAGCCCUGUGUCAGGAAAUCGCAGAGGACAUUGCCACAGACAGCAUGCUGCUGAAGAGGAUAGAGGAAGAGAAACAAGCAGCAGCAGCGGCGGCGGCAGCAGCCAAGAGUGAAGCCAGCAAGAAAGAGCGUCCACCUGUUAGCACGCAGGACGAAGACACGGUCAACGUCGCAACUCCUGCUGGACCGGAAGGAAGCUCUGCCUCAGUGACCCACACUGAGGAGGCACCUGCUGCUGCAGCUCAGCCCUCGACGGCCGAAUCAGCCGAAGCCAAACCUGCUGCUGAGGCUCAAAAGAGACGUUUCUUCAUCACGCAGGUUACAGUGCCCCUGAAAGCCCACGAGAAGAAGAAGCUGACUCGAUACCAAAGGCUGCGACAGGUUGAGCUGCAGAGAGAGAAAAUGUCUUGGGCGCGUGUAAAGAAACUAAAGUCUGACCAAGCAAAUCAGAUGUUCUCAGACAUGGAUUGGCAAUCACCCUUGUCUGCCGCCUCUUUGUUUCCAGUCAGUCCUGCUACCACGGCCAGUCCAUCAAAAACACCCCCGCCAAGUCCUGCCACCAGCAGCAAACCUGCUGCACCCAAGGCGGAUGUUCCCAAGGCUGAGCCGGAAACUUCCAAAACUGAACCUGUUAAAACUGAAGCUACUGAAGCUGAACCCACCAAAACUCCAACUGCCAAAACCGAAGCCUCUAAAACUGAACCUCCUAGUACUGAGAACCGUCGAUCAACAAGGCAAAGCAAGGCUCAGGCUUCUAAAGCAGCAGCUGCUCCUGGACCUGCUCCUAAAGUGACCCGAUCAGCAGCCAAGAGGACCCUCCCUGCAGUCCCUCCUCCUAUGCCCAACGGGCUUAAUGCUCAGAAACAGAAGAGUGAGGUUGAGUACAAACCGUACAGACCCAGACCCAAGUACUCCUUUGAUGAUUUUGAACUAGACGAUGAUCCGUUACCAGUUGCUCCGACCAAACCCAAUCCACAAGCAGCACCCAAACAACCGCCUCGACCCGGCCUUCAGCCCAACCCAGCAGCUCAGACUAAGCUAUCAAAACCCGCAGUUUCAUCGCAGCCCUCCAUCCAGGCCAAACUCAAAGCUCAGACCACGCCUGCUGCACAGAUCCCUGCUGCAGCUCCGUUAAAACCAGCAGCCCUCCAGUCAAAAGCCCCGACUACAGCCACAGCUUCAUCGAAACCUGCCUCCUCAGCACAGUCGAAGCCUCCUGCCUCUGCUGCACCACAGUCUAAAGCUGCCUCAGCUGCAGGUCAGCCCAAACCUGCUGCUUCUGCCGCCUCUCCACAGUUAAAGACAGCUGGUGCAAGUGUUGCACAGUUGAAACAGUCGACUCCAGCAGCAGCAGCUCAGCCUUCUGUUUCUACCACUUCAGACACCAAACCUGCUGCUCUUAAGGCUGAUGCUGCUCCAGUGCCUCAGAAACCCACAAACGUCCCAUCAGGGGAAGAAGGCAAAUGCAAGACUGCAGCUGAUCCACUUUCAUCAGCCUCUUCUGUUCCCCCUGAGGAAAACUCCAAAGUGUCUGAUGACACGCAGCAGGGUGAAGAAAAGCCUCCAGUCACUGCUGUUGAUCCUUCUCCGGAGAACGAGGCAAAAGUAGUCGAAACAGCACUGAAGACUUUGGAAAAGCCUUGUCAAGACGAAGCAGCGAAGCCUCAGGAUGGCGGCACUCCUCUCUCUGAUGCUUGUCUGCAAAAAGAAGUCAAGAAGCUAAAGGAGGCCGACAAAGACGGCACCCAAACUAUUAUUGAUGCAGGACAGAAGCAUUUCGGAGCAGUGGCCUGCAGCGUGUGUGGGAUGCUCUACUCUGCUGCCAACCCCGAGGACGAAUCUCAGCAUUUACUCUUUCACAACCAGUUCAUCAGCGCUGUCAAAUAUGUGGGAUGGAAAAAAGAGAGGAUUCUGGGAGAGUAUCCUGAUGGGAAGAUCAUUCUAGUGCUGCCAGAUGAUCCCAAAUAUGCCUUGAAGAAGGUGGAGGAGAUCAGGGAGAUGGUGGACAACGACCUGGGCUUCCAGCAGGUGGAGACCAAGUGUCCCUCUCAGACCAAAACCUUCCUGUUCAUCUCGAAUGACAAGAAAGUGGCCGGGUGUCUCAUAGCAGAGCACAUACAAGAGGGCUACAGGGUGAUAGAGGAGCCGGCACCGGAGGGCUCAGAGGGGGAGAAGGUGAUGUUCGAGCGUCAGAGAGCUUGGUGCUGCUCCACAACACCAGAACCGGCCAUCUGCGGCAUCAGUCGAAUCUGGGUGGUCAGCAUGAUGCGACGCCUGGGCAUCGCCUCGCGUAUGAUCGAGUGCCUCAGGAAUAACUUCAUCUACGGUUCGUACCUGAGCAAAGACGAGAUCGCUUUCUCGGACCCCACUCCUGACGGAAAACUCUUCGCCACGCAUUAUUUUGGCACUUCUCAGUUUUUGGUUUAUAACUUUGUGAGUGGAACACGCUCGUCCCAACCCAAAACGGUAUGACGGCCUUCAGGAAAACUUAACGACGGAUUCAUCCGACCAGUGGGAGCCGCCCUCACCAAACACUGAAUCUUCAUGUGUAAAAAAAAAAAAAAUAAUACAACAAAAACUGUAAAUUACUCCUUGGAGAAGUUACACAUUGGUUUAAAUCUCAGGAUGAAAACAACAAGGUGUUGUUGAAAAAUGUUAUAAAUUCACCCUUUAAUCCCUCCCUGCAUAGUAUUUUGAAAAGUAAAAAAAUAGACUAUUUUCUUUAUACAUUUUUAAGUAAACAAUUGGUUUUAUUAGGCGUAUAGCGUUUACAUGCAUGACCUGACAGCAAUAGAAACAGCAUUUCAAUGUUUUGACUUUUAAUUCCCUGAGAAGCGUAACAUCAAUUCUCAUUCAUCUCUUUACUGUUGACGGCGACGCUGCCUUCGUCUCUGGUUGUGUUCGAUGCUGAAAGGACACAACUGCACAAUUUCUACCGAGGGGUUCACUUUUUUUUCCCCCCACAUUUGGUCCCAUCGAUCAGUGUCAUGUUUUUGUUGUAAUAUUUCAGAUUAACCACGGGAAACAGGACUCAUCUGGAGAGGGUUAGAAGUGUAGCUUGGGCAUUAAUCGUGUGCUCUAAUUUUCUUAGAUCACUCCGCCUGAAAUGUUUUUUCCGAGCCGAGCCAUAUAUACUGUACACCGUUUAGCAGGGCAUUGUAGCCUAUACUGUAUGAGUGGUGUCUUACAAUUUCACCGAGGCUGUCUUUUUGCUUUGUUUGUGCCUGAAUGAAUCAUGUUUGACUUAAAAUGUUGAUUUAUUUUCUUUACUUUCUCGCCACCUCUGAGCAGCGCGUGGCUUUUUUAUUCUGUUAGCGUAGAGUAUCAUCCUCCUAUUCCUUAGUAACGAUGAUUAAAGUGUAUAUCAAAUUAUCAUGUAGAUUUAUGCAUACUAUAACAAGAUUUAUAAUGGAAGAUGAGCAGAGGUCGUACGUGUUAAAUGAGCGAAUAUCAACUGCCUUUAUGAUUGAAAACAGGUGAUCAACAUGCCUCUCAACACACAGAUUAACAGUGUCAUUGUAAUCCAUCCCUUAUUUUCUUCUUCCUCCUUGUUGAAGCAGUCGCUUUUAGAAAGAUGUGUUGUGUAAGAAAAUGAAAUUUGAUUUAUACGAAGCUGUUAUGUAAAUAUUUAUUUAAAUAAACAAUUUAAAACAC
This is a messenger RNA of Acanthochromis polyacanthus (spiny chromis), 9345 nucleotides long. RefSeq names its product microtubule-associated protein futsch-like. Gene Ontology annotation, biological process: mitotic sister chromatid cohesion. The transcript has 10 exons. Bases 79 to 8163 code for a protein of 2694 amino acids. Gene Ontology annotation, molecular function: protein-lysine-acetyltransferase activity. Gene Ontology annotation, cellular component: nucleus; chromatin. The record is from RefSeq and is a predicted model, not a curated record. Lineage: Eukaryota; Metazoa; Chordata; Actinopteri; Pomacentridae.